This is a messenger RNA of Leptinotarsa decemlineata (Colorado potato beetle), 822 nucleotides long. Its product is annotated as piggyBac transposable element-derived protein 4-like. The record is from RefSeq and is a predicted model, not a curated record. Lineage: Eukaryota; Metazoa; Arthropoda; Insecta; Coleoptera; Chrysomelidae.
AUGGCCAAGAGAUAUUUCAAGGAACCCUUGCCAUUUACGCUGAUUGGGAUGACAGAACAAGAACUGUACAAUGAAAUAAACCUAGAAGUCGAUGCUAUGGAGGAAUAUGCAGAUAUACCUUCUGAUAGUGGGUAUGAAAAUGAUAGUGAUGGGGUUAAUGACUGCGAAAUUACCAAUGCAGAAGCUGAAUUCAAUUUUGAUGGUGAUAACAUAAUGCUGUCGGACAAAGAAGAUGAGACACUGUUACCCAUGGAUACAUGGGACCCAGAAAAUUUGCUACCCCUAUCACAGUUGAAGGCAAUGGGGAAGAUACAAUGGUGCAACGGUGUUGCUCAAGAUAUCAAGGAUUUGAGUAAUCCAUCACCUUACACUCUUUUCUGUCAGUUUAUUUCGGAUGAAGUAUUGAAUAAUAUAGUUUUCCAGACUAAUCUAUAUGCUGAGCAGAAUUAUCAGAAAACUGGGAAACCAUAUAAACUGACAGACAUACCUGAAAUGAAAACAUUUUUGGGAAUAAAUUUGUUGAUGGGCAUGAAAAAGUUACCAUCGUACAGAGAUCACUGGAGUCAAAAUCCUGACUUGCGUGACCCUUAUAUAAGUAAAUUGAUGACUGUUCACCGGUUUGGAUGGAUGUUGAGUAAUAUUCAUCUGAAUGACAACACUAGAAUGCCUGAAAGAAAUACCAACCAAUUUGAUAAACUGUAUAAAAUACGCCCUUUCAUAAAAAUCAUCAGAGACAAUUUCAGGAGAUGCAUUUACUCACAUGAACAUAUAGCAAUAGAUGAGUCAAUGAUUGAAUUUGAAGGUCGAUCUUCUCUGAAGUAA